Columba livia (rock pigeon) is the source of this 3671-nucleotide messenger RNA. It is a transcript of the gene LEPROT, whose product is annotated as leptin receptor overlapping transcript. Gene Ontology annotation, cellular component: endosome. Gene Ontology annotation, biological process: negative regulation of growth hormone receptor signaling pathway; late endosome to vacuole transport via multivesicular body sorting pathway. The coding region runs from base 171 to 566 and encodes 131 amino acids. The record is from RefSeq and is a predicted model, not a curated record. The transcript is spliced from 4 exons. Lineage: Eukaryota; Metazoa; Chordata; Aves; Columbiformes; Columbidae.
CGCCCCCUUUCCCGAGCGGGGGUGGGGUUGUCCGGGAGUCGCUUCAGAGGUGACGCUGGCCCUUUAAGGAGGCCAGUCACGUGGCGCAGAAAGGGGCGGAGCGCAGAGCCCGGUAAGGCGGAAGUUGCUCGGUCGCCCCCUCAGCUCGGCGUCGUUCGAGAGCCCCGAACAUGGCGGGGAUCAAAGCUCUCGUGGCCCUGUCCUUCAGCGGAGCCAUCGGGCUGACGUUCCUCAUGCUGGGCUGCGCCCUGGAAUACUACGGUGUGUACUGGCCUCUGUUUGUCUUAAUAUUUUACUUCAUCUGCCCCAUUCCCCACUUCAUCGCAAAAAGAGUCAGCGAUGACAGCGAUGCCGCCAGCAGUGCCUGCAGGGAACUGGCCUAUUUCUUCACCACUGGAAUUGUUGUUUCUGCUUUCGGAUUUCCUAUAAUCCUCGCACGGGUUGAAGCGAUCAAAUGGGGAGCCUGUGGUCUGGUGCUGGCUGGCAAUGCAGUCAUUUUCCUUACUAUUUUAGGCUUUUUCCUUGUCUUUGGUAGAGGAGAUGACUUUAGCUGGGAACAGUGGUAGGACAUCGCGCUGACACUGGUAAUGUUUUAUGGCAUGUAUCACCGUAUGUAUACGCUAUGUGUAUAUAUGUGUGUGUCCCUGCUGAGAUGUACGUGUGUGCAUAUGCGUGUAGUUUUACAUUUUCAGAUCUUAACAUGCUUUUUUAAAAACACAUUUCAGCCAAAGUUAAGAGACUUUUGUAACAGCCUUCUUCAUGUGUUCAGUAAAAGCUGGAAUCACGGUUGCAAAUUUGUCCCCAAAUAAGUUUACAAAACAUAAGCCAUUCUACUGAUUUUUUCACUAUAUAUGCAUUAACUUUUGUUUUAAUCACAGUAGUAUCAUUGAUACAUCUGAUAUUGUCAGCAUGCCUGUUGUUUUUUUUGAACUGUGUAAUCCAAAUAGGCCAAUAUAAAGAUAAUCCUACUCGGUUCAGCUUGAUGGAUCUUUCUGCUCUGAUUAGGGAUGUAGAAGUACUUGUUUUUAUUUGGGUAAUUGUAAUUUUAGUGUUUUUUCUUGAUAACAUAGAAACAAACAUAAGGCAUGUCAACUCUUUUACUAUCUAAUUGAAGAAAAGGAAAAUAACCCUGGCUAAAGAUCUUUCCUUCCACUUACGGUGUUCAUUUAAAUAGUAAACCACCUCCAAAGGUACUGAGGCUUUGUCUCUGUUCAACUUAACUGUGGAUAUAUUUUCAGAAUAAUAUAUUUUAAUGCUUUGAGCUGACAUUACUUCUCUUAUGAAGGUUCACAAAAGAAGAAACUACACUCAGGACACUUACAAUCACAAUGUAGUAUACAACUCUGUAUGCUUACAUGUGAAAUGCCUGAAUUGCAAAGAAGUGAGUGUUCUGCUGGGUAGGACUUCGUAUCUCUUCAUUUCUCGUUGCUUUUAAAACAUAUUUGCUCUACUACUUUUGUCUGUAAGAAUAGAUUGUUAUAGUAAAACACUAUAUUUUAAAAUAGCAUUAUUCUACUAAACAUUCACAUAGCCACACUUAGAAAAGUAAACUUUAUUACUGUUUUGAUUUGCUGAAUCCUGUGAAUUGUGGAAGCAUGUAGUUUUGUCCAAAUGCAUUCUGAUACAACUCUAGAAGAUAUUUCAGUCAUCUGCCAUGGGGUAGGGGAAGAGACACCUUAGUUUACUCUUUCUUUGAAAAAAAAUGGAUACGAAGAGGUUUCUUGUCUGUGAAGUAAGGCGCUAAAUUCCUGCAUAGGGUAUGUUUUACUAUUGCAAGUUCUUUAGACUAGCAGAUUGCAAGUGAGUGUUUUCUAGUUGUGUGGGGCAGUUCACAGCUGGUUGUUGUCACCCUGUGCAGCUGGGAGAGACACUGUGGAACCAGGUGGUAUAAUCCACCCUCCAAAACAAGCAGCUUGACCAGCACAAUGCUUUUUGCCCCCAGAGUUGCAUGGCACUACUCGUGCUGCUCUCCAAACUCUCUCAAUACUUGUGUACUGCAAAACAGUGCCCUGUGGAUUGCUGUGCAGAGUGAAAGUUCACAAAUUAAUGAAUGUUGCAUGGGUGUUCAGAUGCUGGGCACAGAAGUAAUUCUGUGGUCUAAGUAAUGGAGCAUCACUGAGGUAGGGUGGAAUAUCAGGUUUCAGGAAGGUUAAUUACAUGUUUCAAAUGUAAACUUUAAAUGUGUGUCUAGGCUGUUGUUCUUGAAGAAUUAACAUUAAAGGACAGUGUUUUUCUGGAUGUUAAUGCUUCAAAGAUGUAGCAGGAAUAUGCUUGUAAAGAUGCUGUGUGUACGUAAACAAAUUCUCUUGCAGUGUCUUCUGCCUGACUUUAAAUGAAAUCUGUUGGACUCUACUGAUUUGGAAAGUAUUGCUAUGGAAAUUAUUUGUUCUAAUUAUGAGCCAGGUUGUUCAGAGUGAUCAUUGUUUCCAUGUAUAAGCCCUGUUUUGGUUUUUGGAGAAGUUGCUUUUUUUCCCUAUACUGUGGCAUUUUUCAUUCAAAUAGGUGAAGUAAAACGGCAACAGUAAUACACAAUUUAAGUGCCUGAUCCUGCAAAUGCCUAAAGUUAUUGCUUACAAUUCUGUUUAACUCCUGUUAAAGUACAUGCGGGCUGGCUGGGUUUGGUUCUUGAGUAUUGUCACUCUUUACAAUUUACAUACCGAAAGCUGCAAUAGAAUUCUACAAAACUACUCAAUUAUUGAUGGAAUUUUGCUUUCAAUACAGUGGUGUAAAAACAGCUGAGAUUAAUUUUUUUUUUAGAGAAUCAUUAUUUGUAGAAUCUGUUCCAGAUCUAUUGGUAAAUAGUGUCCUAGAGGCAGCAAACGUGACAAUCUGAAAAGGAGGACUGGGAAGUACAGUCCUGAAGAGAUGUUGCUUCUUUGAGAAAUUAUUCUGUUGUACUGUAUGUCCUUUAUAUUACUGUGGUUGGUGGGUAUCUUAUGGAAUGACAGGUAUAUGUUGAAUGGAGGAAGUCAGUGCUUUUUUUUUUUUUCCUCCUUGUUUUGAAGCACCUACACGUACUAAUCCUUAAUGUGAACUUCAUGGAGUUUUCACCGUGGACUUUUAUUUCAAAUGCUUAACUUGAAAAAUUGUGUUUAACAGUGUUUAAAUCAUGGAAAUCUUCCUUGACCUCUUCUAAAGUAAAUUUGCUUGAAUGAGUCUAUGGUAUCAAAUAGUCGGGGUAAAAAAAAGUUAGUGUUGUGGGGGUUUUUUUUAAAUCGGGAGCUUCACUCAUUCACACAAAGCUGGUGCUUUGGCCAGUCCUGGGCAUAAUGUCACUGUCUGCCACUAGCAGUUCACUGUGGUUUCUCUGAAAUUGUUUUCCUAUAUGGAACUGAAUACUAUGUAUCCAAAGUGCCUUAAUUUCGAUACUAUGCUGAUUUUUUUUGUGAAUGCAUAUACAUAUGGCAAUAUUACCAUGUUUCAUAAUCAGGUGAAAAUCUGUUACUGCAUUUUAUAAAGCUUCUUUGUCAAUUAAUCAUCUUUUCUGUAAUUUGGAAUGCAGUGCAGCUUUUGUAACUUUUGUAAACACUAUUUUUAUUUUCUGCAAUUGCCAGGUUCUUGAGAGGAUGAAGUAUUAAAACAUGCAAGUUAAAACAUAUUCUACUUUUCUUUUUGAAUUGUCUAAUAAAACUGACUUUUUGAGUUGUCUAAUAAACAUAUCUGAUGCUUAA